Messenger RNA from Aspergillus saccharolyticus JOP 1030-1, 2250 nucleotides. RefSeq names its product PX and BAR domain-containing protein. The record is from RefSeq and is a predicted model, not a curated record. NCBI's taxonomy places the organism in Eukaryota, Fungi, Ascomycota, Eurotiomycetes, Eurotiales, Aspergillaceae. Bases 203 to 2107 code for a protein of 634 amino acids. Gene Ontology annotation, biological process: retrograde transport, endosome to Golgi. The transcript has 6 exons. Gene Ontology annotation, molecular function: phosphatidylinositol binding.
CUCCAUCCAUCCCAACUGCUACUUCUUCGCUUUCCCUCUCGUUGCUCCUGUCUCUUACCGUUCAAUUUAUCUGAAAGCUGGCUCAGGCCUUUUUAAUUACUUGGCAAUAGCAAUCUCGCAUUCUAUGACCCUCGUCCCUCUCUCUGUUCGCUGAAGAAUAGCAAGGCUGCGCUGACCAGCCUCCCUCCCCCACCGGAACACCAUGUGGAACGACGAGGAUAACAACCCGUACGGCGCAUUCGACACCGAGGCGCAUCUCUCGGAGUCUCUGCACUCGGCCAACCUCUCCCCUCCUCUCUACGACCGCGAAUACACCCCUCCCUCUCCCUCCAGCCGAUCGUCCACCCAAGACCCUCCCGAUUUCCUGUCGCAACAGCAGGACCUGAGCGAUGAGGAUGAUCACGGCGCCUACACCACUCAGCACACCGGUCAAGGGUACAUGCGCAAGAGCGUCUACGACAGCCGGAUCGAGCAGAUCUUGUACGAGAAUCCCGACAUGCCGAUCCUCAUCACCGACGCGGGAAAGAACCACGAGGGCGGAGGCAGCUUCAUCGUCUAUACGAUACGCACGGGUGAUCUCGAGGUUCGAAGACGAUAUUCCGAAUUCGCAUCGCUCCGUCAAACCCUCGUCAACCUACAUCCUACUCUCGUCGUUCCGCCCAUUCCGGAGAAACACACCAUGGCAGACUACGCCGCCAAACCCACCAAAGCCAAGGAAGACACGGCAAUCAUCGAUCUUCGGAAACGAAUGCUGGCCGUGUUUCUGAAUCGGUGUCGUCGAAUGAAGGAGAUUCGCGAAGAUGGCGUGUGGUGGAGGUUCCUAGACCCCAAUGUUAGCUGGAGCGAAGUCCUCCAUUCCCACCCCGCAUCUUCGGUUCCGAAAAACAACCUCAAAGCCCCUCCCCUCGACCCCGCGAACCCUACCCCUGCUCAUGCCUGGCUUCCAGUGCCCUCGGCCUCGGCGAAGCUCAAGUCGGCGUCUGGCACUGCGCCGUCCGGUACCCCGAACGAUACGCCCAAUCAGGAAGUGCUGGGCCGAUUCCCACCGGAGUCUCGGAAAUUGAGCGAGAAAGAGCUGGAUCCUUACUUCAUCAACUUCGAAGCCUCUACCCGCGAGCUCGAGCUGCUUCUGCAGGGUAACAUUGAAAAGGUCAACCGUCGAACUCUUGCUCACCUGUCCUCCUUAUCGGCGGAUCUAAUGGAGCUUGGAGCACGGUACAAUGGUUUCUCUUUGUCGGAGCAAUCCCCGACCGUGGCAGCGGCUAUUGAACGAGUCGGCCAGGCAGCUGACACGUCCUAUAUUGAGACGGAGGAGCUGUCGGCUGCCCUGAGUGCUAGCUUCGCGGAGCCCAUGCGGGAAAGCGCACAAUUCGCCAGCGUGGUGCGCAGCGUGUUGCGGUAUCGGGUUCUGAAGCGCGUGCAGGAGGAGAUGACCCGAGAUGAAUUGGCCAAGAAGAAAGCAUUGCUCGAAUCACUCGAGCGCAGUGAGACAGAGGCUCAACGGAUCGAGCAAUACCUGAAUCGCUCCUCCCCCCAGGGCACCACCACAAGGACUCAACGAUCUCUGUCCACCUCGUCGGCCGCUAGUGCUCCCGGGGGGCCUGAGUCCGAGGGCCGUCCUGGCAGCCACGAGGACAAUGCCUCGGUGGACUCGGACUUUCCCCCUACGCAUGGCGAGUCAAUCAGCUCCCAUCCCUCCGCACCCCAAGCCGCCGCCCACCGCCGUCCGGACUUCGGGCCGUCGUCGCCGCCUGCGCACCGCAAGACGUCUAGUGGCACCUUUGUGGCCAACAAGAUUUUCGGUCGUAUCAGCCAUGCGGUGCAUGGGUUUGUGGAUGUGGAUCCCGAGCGAACCCGUCGCGACCAAAUAGGGAAGACGAAAGAGAGUUUGCAACAGCUUGAACAAGCUCUGACGGUGUCGGAGAAAGACGUCAAAGAUGCGAGUGCCGGGGUGUUGCAGGAUCUGAAACGCUUCCAGAAAGACAAAGAGAUAGAUCUUCGUCGGUACAUGGUUGCCUAUGCGCGGUGUCACUUGGACUGGGCGCGCAAGAACUUGGAGACUUGGACAGAGGCGAAAGAUGAGGUGGAAAAAAUUGAAGUGCGGUAGUUCAUGGUGUUGGUUGGGGCAGAGUUACGUUGCGACUGGAAGCGCUGGGCGUUGGUGUUCAAUUUAGAAAUAGGGAUGGCGAUGAUUGUAUGGGAAUUACGUAGUAUGCUCUUCGUUGCAUUCGGCUCCACCGCUCGGGCAAU